This is a messenger RNA of Dermacentor albipictus, 3667 nucleotides long. RefSeq names its product Sideroflexin-1-3 (gene Sfxn1-3). Lineage: Eukaryota; Metazoa; Arthropoda; Arachnida; Ixodida; Ixodidae. Gene Ontology annotation, molecular function: monoatomic ion transmembrane transporter activity. The record is from RefSeq and is a predicted model, not a curated record. Gene Ontology annotation, cellular component: mitochondrial inner membrane. Gene Ontology annotation, biological process: serine import into mitochondrion; monoatomic ion transport.
CGAUUUAGGAUGCCAGAUACGUCAGCGCCCGUCUAUUCGUCCGUCCGUGCCCGCGUCGACCGCUGCGGACCGUCUCGCGAGAGCAGCGGCGAGUACGCAUCGACGCCCAAGUUUGUUGCGGUACGUCCCCACUCCAUCACCAAUCACGGCGCUGAGCGGUCCGCCUGGCACGAUGCAGACGCGCAUCAACAUCGAAGAACCCCGCUGGGACCAAAGCACAUAUUGGGGCCGGGCGCGGCACUUCUUCACGGUGACCAACCCCCUCAAUCUGUUGUGCACGGGUCGCGAGCUCGAGGAGUCGCGCGAAAUCGUCACGCGCUACCGCAAGGGUGAGAUGCUGCCGGGAUUGACGGAAGAGAAACUCUGGCAUGCCAAACACAUCUACGACUCGGCGUUCCAUCCGGACACUGGCGAGAAGGUGACGCUGAUUGGCCGCAUGUCGGCCCAGGUGCCCAUGAACAUGACGAUCACGGGCUGCAUGCUUACCUUCUACAAGACCACACCGCAAGUGAUCUUCUGGCAGUGGGUCAACCAGUCGUUCAACGCGGUUGUCAACUAUUCGAACCGCAGCGGAGAUUCUCCCAUACCCUUGUCGACGCUGGGUCUCUCGUACGUGUUAGCGACCAGCGGUGCUUUAGGAACCGCGCUGGGUCUGAACAGUCUCGUGAAGUCGCUUCCGCCGCUCGUUGGCCGGUUCGUGCCGUUCUGUGCCGUGGCGGCGGCCAACUGCGUGAACAUCCCCAUGAUGCGGAUGCGCGAGAUCAAUCACGGGAUCCCCGUAGUUGACGACAAUGGCAACCGCCUCGGCGAGUCCAAGGUGGCCGCAAAGUGGGCCAUCGCAAUGGUCGUCCUCUCCAGGGUGGGCAUGGCCGCUCCCGGCAUGGUAUUCCCACCGAUUGUGAUGAACACGCUCGAGAGGAAAGGCGUGCUGCAGCGCUACCCGUGGAUCGGCGCUCCGCUGCAAGUGGGCCUGUGCGGCCUGAUGCUGGUGUUCGCGACACCCCUGUGUUGUGCCAUCUUUCCGCAGAAGAGCCACAUUGAAGUGAGCCACUUGGAACCGGAGUUGCAGGAGGUCAUCAAAAAGCUGCCCAAUCCUCCGACGAGGGUGUAUUAUAACAAGGGGCUCUGAGCUUGGUCUCUCUACAAUGCUUUUCUGCGAUUACAUGCAAGAAAAUGUGGUGUGCCUGCGUUGUAUAGAUUUUUUUUUAUUGCAAGUUUCAAAUUGUGGGUUAGAGUCUGUUGCAGAAUUGGUCUGCUUUCCCUCGAUGCAGGGCUUUGGGCAUGCCACGUUUACAUGUAUCGGGGGGAUGAUCAUCUACUGAAUGACACAUGAAAGCACAAAUAGGUUGUAUUGGCAUCACACUGAAGAAAACCAGCAAAUAAUGAUGGCAUACGAGGUGCAUUUGAUAGUGUCUUUUAGAAAGCUUUAGGUGGCAUUGCUUAGCUGCUGUUACUGAAAAGCAUCUGUUGGAUUUUGUGGGCUGGGAUGGAGUAACCCACAAUAUGCCCCAUGAGAAUGGUUUGCAAAUUCACACAAAAAAGUACUUGCAUGCCUUCUGCUUAGUUAGCUCGAGUACCUGAUUACCAUGAUUCGUGUGCCCACCACCACAAUUAUAGCAACCAUAGAACGGCUAUACUAUGCUAAACGUAGUUUGGCAAAUGCAAUACCUGUAUGCUUUACAUUAAACAUUGCAAGCGCCACAUUUUCUUGCAUGCGUUGGAGUAAAUAUAACUUUCUCCUUCCAUGCUGUUAACUAGCAACUUAUUUUGCUAUCAAAGACUUAUUUUUUUGCAACUUUUCUGGGCUGUUGUACCAUGUGGGCUUUCAUGUAUGAUUGCAUUUCGGUCGCAAAACAAUACAGUUUUUCUUCCACGCAACUAUUCCAGGCACACUCACCUGUGCUCUACACACAAUGCCACAUGAUCCUAAUGAGAAAUGAGAGAGCAAAAUAAGUCUGUCAUUGUUUCAUGAAUAAUGAUCUUUUAGACGGCAAGUGUCACUUGCACCUUCCUACUGAGUACAUUGAUGUGGCCCGCAAUAAGUGUUCUUUGUUCCUACUUAUGCAGUGCUGUGGAGCUCUGCUAUUUCGUCAGAGUGCGCAAUAUGGACAGAGGGGCAUGUUUAAGAUUGGUCACAAAUGCUACAGUCACCCUUUAAGGGUGUGUGAAUAGUAGUUCUUGAGGCUGAAUCGAAUAGUGUCAGAAGGAAUUUGAAUCGAACAGCGUCAGAAGCCAAUUGAAUUGAAUGUUGAAUAUUUUCUGAAUAAUGAACAGUCUUCUCGUCAUUAAUAUCACACAACAAGAAAGUUUGUCAUUACACUGCACAUUAUAAAGCCUCCUUUAUUAAAAGCACUAAGGGAGCAUCAGGAACAACUGAGUAGGUUGUUCAUAAAUUUGGGACUCUUCAGGGCGUAUGUUGUCAUUUGUCAUAAUAUAAAGCUUAUAGAGGCAGUCUUACUGUCCUAUUUAAUAUGCAUGUUUAUUUUUGUGACCAAAUCGUAAAUGCGUGCCAAACAGUACCCUAUGCCGGAGGCCUUGCCUAAACAUUUUACUGUGAAUGAUCGUGUUUAGUCGGAAAAGUCUGGCUGUCCAAGUGACACAACAUGCUCCAAUAUGUUAUGCCCACUGAGGAUGGGAUGAAAGUUGUUGCAGCUUUGAUUGAAUUUCAUGUUUGACGGUGUAAAGUAGUCUGCAAGAAGUAUUUGGAAACUAUCUGUAAUAUAUCUUGAUUUUUGAAUAUUUAUUAUUCUGUUCAAGGACCAAAUCAAUUGUGACUCUUCAAUUUGAGGACCGAAUCAAAUAGGAAAAUAUUCGGUUCAUUAUUAAAAAGUUUUGAAUAUUUCACACCCCUGUCACCCUUCUUGCUGUGAAUCUGCCCUGUUGCAUACUUAGAAUUGAUAUACAGAUAACAUGAGGCCGUAAAAGGAGGUUUAGGCCACCACCAUGACAGGAUUCAAUAAUGUGCACUUUGACAAGAGCCUGCAUUUUAAAUCAGUUCUUUUUUAUGUUCUUGCUAUGGUCAUAGUUUAUAUCAUGUAUCAAACUGACAUACGAAUAGAUGGCUUCACUGCUGCUUUUUUGCCAUUAUCUAAAUAUGUCUGGUUGAGUUUGUGCAUGGCAGGAAGGAAAUGUUUGGAAAUGGAAAUGGAAGGAAAUGUGUGUGGAAACAAGACCUCUUGAAAAAAGUUGGUGCAUGUGAUGAGAGUUCUGAUUUCUUUAGGGGAAGCUAGUUCAUACUGUAGAAUAUUGGAUGCAGAGACACGACUCAAGGUACAAUUGGGCACAGAAGCAGUUUGUUUUGGGAUAAUACUAAUUCAUACACAUUUACAAAUGGAAGCACCUACAUAACAGCACUUGGUUAUGACUUUGGAAAUAUGUUGCUCAUAAUUCUGCAUGCCUUGCCAGACUAAAGCCCUUGCAUUGAUGAAAUAAUUCUAGAAUUGAAGGACAUGAUUUUACUAUGUAACAAAUGUCAAAGGUCAGACGUUUGUGGUAGACUUGUGAAAAAUUGCUUAUAGUUUCAUGUUCAAGAAUUGUUAUUAUUUCUAAGUUUAGUGUGUGAGAGGAGUGCUUGCUGUAUUUGAUCCACAUAUCGUCAUGGUGUUUGAAAGUGUAAUAAUGGAAGAGCUUAUUAAAGAAAUGACUGGGGUUGCAGCCAAGGGCCAAA